AUGGCUCCUUUACCUGUAGCCCGUUCAACUCCAUACGUACGUCCUUUCAGUUACGUCGGUAUCGACUACUGUGGGCCAUUUCUUAUCCGAAGCGGUAGAUCCAAUGUUAAACGUUGGGUCGCUUUGUUUACGUGUCUAACCAUCAGAGCGGUGCAUCUUGAAGUGGUACACAGUCUCUCAGCUGAAUCCUGCAAACUGGCUAUUCGACGUUUCAUAGCAAGAAGAGGAGCGCCACAAGAAAUUUAUAGUGAUUGUGGGACCAAUUUCCAGGCAGUAAGCAAGGAACUGAUAGUAGAGAUUAACGACAUCAAUAGACAUCUUGCCAAUACGUUCACCAACACAACCACUCAGUGGAACUUCAACCCACCUGCAGCCCCCCACAUGGGCGGAAUAUGGGAACGCAUGGUUCGUUCCAUAAAAGUAGCCAUGAUAUCGCUAUCCGCAGCCAGGAAACCUGAUGAUGAGUCUUUCGUUACUGUGUUAAUCGAAGCCGAAUCUAUGGUCAAUUCCAGACCUCUCACCUACAUGCCUCUGGAAACGGAAUCCCAGGAAUCUUUAACGCCGAACCACUUCCUGUUGAUGAGCUCGUCCGGUAUAAUUCAGCCUCCGAAAUCGACGCCAGACGAACGCACUACGUUACGCAGCAACUGGAACAUGGUUCAACUGCUUAUUGACCAGUUUUGGAAACGAUGGAUAAGGGAAUAUCUGCCGAGCAUAUCCAAUCGUAGCAAAUGGUUCAAAGACAUUGAACCACCGACAAUAGGUGCCUUGGUUUUAACCGCUCAUGAAGAGCUUAGGAAUAGCUGGACAAGGGGACGGGUGAUCAAAGUCUACCCCGGAAAAGAUGGGCGGGUACGUAGAGUUGACAUACAAACGAAGAAUGGCAUUUUUCAAAGACCUGUAUCUAAACUGGUAGUUCUUGAAGUGGGCAAUGACUGUAUAGCUGGCUCAGUUGACCAGCAAUACGGGGUGGGGGAUGUUGCUGACAUUAGCCACAGGGGUGACAAUAAAGCUCGCCAAUUGGGAUCGAAUUUGACAGAAGACAGAUCAAUACACGAUACACCAUAA
Molecule: messenger RNA, 1068 nt
Organism: Toxorhynchites rutilus septentrionalis
Lineage: Eukaryota; Metazoa; Arthropoda; Insecta; Diptera; Culicidae
Exons: 1
Coding region: 1-1068 (355 amino acids)
Biological process (GO): DNA integration
Molecular function (GO): nucleic acid binding
Source: RefSeq, a predicted model, not a curated record